CAAUCUUUCUUACCAGAUUCACGUGUACCUUUAAACUUGUUAUCUAAAUCUUUUAUUGGUAUAGUUCAGUUUUAAUAUAUCCUUAGUGCUAGUAGAAGAAACGAAAUGCGUGCGAUAUCUCUAGUUAAACGAAUAGAGUUUGAAUUUUCUGGUAAUGUAGUGCGUAAUGCUUUAACACUUGGUGAUGUUGAUAAUGAUGGUUGCAAUGAAUUAAUCGUUGGAAAUCAAAAUGGUGAUGUUGCUAUUUUUAAGGGUCAAGAAAAAAUGCAGACGAUUUCAAAAUUAAGUUUCAUCAGCUGUGUAGCUGUUGGGGAUGUUUUGAAUGAAAACAGGAAUGUGCUUGUCGUAAUCACUGCCGAUGGAUGGUGCUAUGUAUACGGUGCUCCGGAAAAAUCUAUUGAUAUAUCAGAAGUUAUUGACAUCGAUGAAGGAGUUGAACAGAUCGAUGGUCAGAUACAGUCAACCUCUGGCUCAGGAAGUAUUGAAACUUUAGUGGGUGAACCUCCUGCAAAUUCAAAACAGAGUAAAAAAGAUGACAAAGUGUUACUAUUGUGCAUACACAAACAAAGAAUUCCUGCCAAUGCCAAGAAUAUUUUACUUGGCGACGUUGAUGGAGACGGCAUGGUUGAAAUGGUGCUUGGACUUACCGAUCGAGUUGUCAGAUCAUAUAGAUGGAUAAGUACUUCUAACAAAUCCACUAUAGAUAUAACUAUAGACGCUAAUCUGUCAUUUGAACAUUCUGACAAAUUAUUAGGUAAAUUCGCAGCUUUAAAUAAAUGGGAAUGUGCCAACCAAAUAGGUUCAAUUACGCUACAUCAUUCGCUAGACGGUAAAACUUCUCUUUUAAUUGCUCAACCUGGAGGAACCUUCAUGAGAAUAAAGUGCUCUUCUGAAGAAUCCAUUAAUUUCGCCGAUUUGGAAGCUUCAGAGCACAGUAAUUCUAGUGCAAAAGUGAAAACCAACAGCGAUAUAAUUUUGUAUUAUGAUAUACCACUAAAGGAAUUUAUAUGCAAAAAGUUUGAGCCUGAUCCUGAAAAACUGAGCGAACUGUUCAUGGAAGAAGGGAGGUCUCCGGAAGAGGCCAUGGAAAUUGUAAUAAACAUGGAUAAGAAAACAAAGCGAGAUCUAGUGGAAUAUUUGUUAUAUAAUAUCGAUGGUCAGAUACAGUCAACCUCUGGCUCAGGAAGUAUUGAAACUUUAGUGGGUGAACCUCCUGCAAAUUCAAAACAGAGUAAAAAAGAUGACAAAGUGUUACUAUUGUGCAUACACAAACAAAGAAUUCCUGCCAAUGCCAAGAAUAUUUUACUUGGCGACGUUGAUGGAGACGGCAUGGUUGAAAUGGUGCUUGGACUUACCGAUCGAGUUGUCAGAUCAUAUAGAUGGAUAAGUACUUCUAACAAAUCCACUAUAGAUAUAACUAUAGACGCUAAUCUGUCAUUUGAACAUUCUGACAAAUUAUUAGGUAAAUUCGCAGCUUUAAAUAAAUGGGAAUGUGCCAACCAAAUAGGUUCAAUUACGCUACAUCAUUCGCUAGACGGUAAAACUUCUCUUUUAAUUGCUCAACCUGGAGGAACCUUUAUGAGAAUAAAGUGCUCUUCUGAAGAAUCCAUUAAUUUCGCCGAUUUGGAAGCUUCAGAGCACAGUAAUUCUAGUGGAUCUCAAGGAGAAAAUAUUCCUGGCUCUGUAGAUUAUCAGUUCCUAGGAAUUUCCCGAAUGAGAAAUCAAAAUAUUUCUACCGAAAUCCUAGGUGACUUAAAGUGUUCUCCGAGCGAUAGCUUUGACAAGUGCAGCAUAAGCACACAAAAAAGUGACACCAGUAAGUCUAUCGCUAAAGGGAAACCUUAUGCUGUUGCCACUCUUGACGGGACCAUCAUGCUGGUGCAAGAUGAAGUUAUAUUAUGGGCCAUUGCAGUGGACCACCAAGUAUUUGCUCUUACCAAAUUGGACGUAACCGGCAACGGAUGUGACGAUAUAGUCGUUUGUUGUUGGGACGGUCAGACCUACAUUUUAGAUCAGGAGAAAAAUUCUGUGAGGUUUCACUUAGACGAACCAGUUCAGGCUUUUGAGUCCGGAUAUUACAACAUUAAGCCUGAUGAGCCAGCUGUGACUUGCCUUGUAUAUGUCACUUUUAAAAAUAAGAUCGAUGGUCAGAUACAGUCAACCUCUGGCUCAGGAAGUAUUGAAACUUUAGUGGGUGAACCUCCUGCAAAUUCAAAACAGAGUAAAAAAGAUGACAAAGUGUUACUAUUGUGCAUACACAAACAAAGAAUUCCUGCCAAUGCCAAGAAUAUUUUACUUGGCGACGUUGAUGGAGACGGCAUGGUUGAAAUGGUGCUUGGACUUACCGAUCGAGUUGUCAGAUCAUAUAGAUGGAUAAGUACUUCUAACAAAUCCACUAUAGAUAUAACUAUAGACGCUAAUCUGUCAUUUGAACAUUCUGACAAAUUAUUAGGUAAAUUCGCAGCUUUAAAUAAAUGGGAAUGUGCCAACCAAAUAGGUUCAAUUACGCUACAUCAUUCGCUAGACGGUAAAACUUCUCUUUUAAUUGCUCAACCUGGAGGAACCUUCAUGAGAAUAAAGUGCUCUUCUGAAGAAUCCAUUAAUUUCGCCGAUUUGGAAGCUUCAGAGCACAGUAAUUCUAGUGGAUCUCAAGGAGAAAAUAUUCCUGGGUCUGUAGAUUAUCAGUUCCUAGGAAUUUCCCGAAUGAGAAAUCAAAAUAUUUCUACUGAAAUCCUAGGGGACUUAAAGUGUUCUCCGAGCGAUAGCUUUGACAAGUGCAGCAUAAACACACAAAAAAGUGACACCAGUAAGUCUAUCGCUAAAGGGAAACCUUAUGCUGUUGCCACUCUUGACGGGACCAUCAUGCUGGUGCAAGAUGAAGUUAUAUUAUGGGCCAUUGCAGUGGACCACCAAGUAUUUGCUCUUACCAAAUUGGACGUAACCGGCAACGGAUGUGACGAUAUAGUCGUUUGUUGUUGGGACGGUCAGACCUACAUUUUAGAUCAGGAGAAAAAUUCUGUGAGGUUUCACUUAGACGAACCAGUUCAGGCUUUUGAGUCCGGAUAUUACAACAUUAAGCCUGAUGAGCCAGCUGUGACUUGCCUUGUAUAUGUCACUUUUAAAAAUAAGGCAUUUCCAGGACUCUUGCAGAGAACCUGGUUUUACUUAAGGUUUUGUCCACCUUCUGGUUUGUUCAGCAUAACACCUGCAUACACCUUCAGGAUAGUAGUGGUUCAGGAAGUCCUGAGUGAAUUAGAUGGUAGAUAG
Anoplophora glabripennis (Asian longhorned beetle) is the source of this 3267-nucleotide messenger RNA. RefSeq lists its product as uncharacterized. The transcript is spliced from 19 exons. Gene Ontology annotation, biological process: regulation of TOR signaling. Lineage: Eukaryota; Metazoa; Arthropoda; Insecta; Coleoptera; Cerambycidae. Gene Ontology annotation, cellular component: KICSTOR complex. The record is from RefSeq and is a predicted model, not a curated record. Bases 106 to 3267 code for a protein of 1053 amino acids.